CAUCGGAGUUCUUCAGCCUCAAGCUAUGACAGUGAGGUAGAAAGACGCAGCCGUCGAACUAGAAUGAAGGAAAUUGAUAGGAAAAUUGAGGAAGCUCGAAAACGUGAAGAAGCCGAAAAGCGAUUACAAGAACAAAGGGAACGCGAGCGUCGGCUGCAGGAGCAACGUGAGAGAGAAGCGGAAGCGGCCAGGCAGUUGGAGGCUCGGGUCACUGAAGCUUUUGAAGCCGCUUUGGUUGACCGCGCGGAUGAUCUCAAAGCAGAACUUGAGCGGCGUUACCAAGCCGAAAUAGAUCGCCGAGUUAGGCAAAAGCUCGAUGAGAUAGAAAGAGAAUAUCAGAAAAAAUUGGAAGAAGAAAAGCGACUUGAGGUAAAAUCCCUUACCAGUUUUGUUCAACUACUGCGCACUUCGAUAACACAAAGUACAUCCCGUAUUUAA
Messenger RNA from Echinostoma caproni, 438 nucleotides. The record is from the annotation of a GenBank genome assembly. Lineage: Eukaryota; Metazoa; Platyhelminthes; Trematoda; Plagiorchiida; Echinostomatidae.